Molecule: messenger RNA, 1047 nt
Organism: Heterocephalus glaber (naked mole-rat)
Lineage: Eukaryota; Metazoa; Chordata; Mammalia; Rodentia; Bathyergidae
Source: RefSeq, a predicted model, not a curated record
CAUGAAGGAUUAUGGGGAAGGUCUCAAAUCCCGGAGAAUUUAAAUCGCGGGAGGAGAAGUCCUACGGACACAACAGACGCUCAAGAGGAAGUCCUUUGUUGAACACAGACAUUACAAUUACUGUACAACUACCACAACUAAUUUGGAUCAUAACCUAAUGAAUGCAAGCCACCGUGGUCUUGGCAAGACCAGAAACAUAAGCGACUAUCACUUGUAGAAAAGGGAACUGUUAACAGCCAAUUUAAAAAAAAGUAGCUGUGUUUUAAGUCCCUCUGUUACACCCUAAUCCCUCAUUUUAAAAGGAAGAGCAAAAUGUUAUAAACUGAUUUUAAGUAAAUACAAGCUGUCUUUAUAUGCAAAAGUAGUUCAAGGGUGGUGAUGUUCACAGCUAUGGUUACCCUGAUUGAGAAGCCUACACCAACAUGCCUUGAAUAAAUUAGCUGAAACUGCACUUGAAAUCAUUAGUCACACGUUAUAGAUUACAAAUGAGGAUAACUUACUAAAACAUCAAGCUAUGCAGAAAAAUUCCAAAAGGAACAAUAAAUUGAGAGUUUGUGACAUAGAAUUGAACUUUGUGGAUGCUGAGAAGGAAAAAAGUGAGAGUCAAAAUAACUUCGUUGAACUGCUACCUCUAGAAGUCACUUUUAAAAUUUUCAGUCAGCUAGACAUUCAGAGUUUGUGCAGAGCUUCAGUGACAUGCAGGAGCUGGAAUCACACAAUAAGAAACAGUGACUCCUUAUGGAAACCUCACUGCUUGACUGUCAGAGCUGUGUGCCGAAGAGAAAUCGAUAAUGACCUAGAAAAUGGAUAUCCCUGGAGGGUAAUACUACUGAGGAAUUACCAGAAGAGUAAAGUGAAAUACGAAUGGCUAAGUGGCAGAUACAGCAACAUCUGUUCUCCCAUUAGCCUACCAGAGAAAAUCAUGUGCCCAAUGGAUGCAGAUACAUGGGGGGAAAUUCUUGAAGCAGAACUGGAGAGAUAAGUGAAAAAAUCAUAAACAUCUUGUAACUCUGAGAGUUUAAAAUUAAAAUGAUUCAGGGUGCAAAA